Messenger RNA from Aspergillus glaucus CBS 516.65, 630 nucleotides. RefSeq lists its product as uncharacterized. The record is from RefSeq and is a predicted model, not a curated record. Bases 245 to 526 code for a protein of 93 amino acids. The transcript has a single exon. Lineage: Eukaryota; Fungi; Ascomycota; Eurotiomycetes; Eurotiales; Aspergillaceae.
GCCCCCCGUCUCACCUAUCGCAACCGCCCCAGACUGGACCAACACCCCCGACUCUGUCCUCUGGUUCUCACACCUCCGCCUCACCAUCUCGAGCAUCACCUCGCGCUCCAUCACCAUCAUCAACGAAGCUCUCUAAGUUUAUUAAAAGAUUGAUGAUGACCAUAUUGAUCGCUAUCUCCACCUGCAACGCUCCCUCAGAAGGCUGCAGCGGUGGUGGGAACACACUUUCAUCGUCGAAACCCAGAUGACCAAAGAGUACCUGCGUGAAAUGGAGGGGAAGUUGAUGGAACUGGGCAAGGACCUUGAUCCUAGGGAUAUGAUUGCUGAGCCGGAGGUGCCCAUUGCUGUGUCGAAGGAGAUGAGGGAGGUGAGGGCUAAGGCGAGGGAGGUGCUGCGUGAGGGAGCAUAUAUUGCUGGACUGGUGCAGGAGGCUUUGAUUCGGUUGCGGGAGUUGGAGGAUGGUCAGGUUGGUCAGGAUAUGUUUCCGAUUUUGCCGGGUUACAGUGAUGUUCUGCCUUGGGCUUGACGUUUGGAUUCGGCUCGCUGGAUGGGUGGGUUUUGCGAGAAGAGCUGAUUAUCAUGAUGCUGAUUUACUAUAUUUGUAUUAAGCACAUUUAUAUCUUAUUGACA